Molecule: messenger RNA, 336 nt
Organism: Aspergillus ruber CBS 135680
Lineage: Eukaryota; Fungi; Ascomycota; Eurotiomycetes; Eurotiales; Aspergillaceae
Product: DASH complex subunit HSK3 family protein
Exons: 1
Coding region: 1-336 (111 amino acids)
Biological process (GO): attachment of spindle microtubules to kinetochore
Cellular component (GO): DASH complex
Source: RefSeq, a predicted model, not a curated record
AUGCCUUCGCACUACCACAACCCCUCCCAAUCUUCUUUCCGCCCCUCCAUCCUCCCUACCCCCGCCCCAGCGUCAACCAGCGCCUCAUCCACAUCUACGACCAAAUCGCGCCAAUACACCCACCUUCACUCGCAACUGGCACAGCUUAACACGCACCUCGCAGACACGGAGAAUCUGCUGCGGAUGACGGCUGUGCAGGCGGAGGAUAUGCGGUUCUUGGGUGGCUAUGUUGGGGGUUUGUUUAUGGGGUCUGCGAAGGUGUUGGGGGAGGAGGGAGUUGUUAAGGAGAGUCAGGGAGAAGCGGAAAGGAGAAUUAAGGAGGAGUUAGAGUCGUGA